AUGAGAGAUCCCCUCCUCCCCCCUCUCUGCAGUAUCUACAUGGUGACCAUGAGCUCCCAGGUGGUGGGAGGCAGGAUGGAGACUGUGUGUGCCCAGGUUCAUGGCCCCACAGAGCCCCUCUCCCUCAGGGUGAUCCUGCAGCUGGAGCAGGCCAACGCCACCCUGCUGGAGGAGACUGGGGUCUCCCAGGACUUCUACCGCUGCCUGUCCUUCCAGGUCCCCCCUGUGCUCCGUGAGACUGUGGCCACCCUCCAUGUCUCAGUGACCGGAGAGAAGGACUCCAUGAGCAAGAAGGCCAAGAUCCUCAUCAGACCCUCCACCUUCAUCACCCUCGUCCAGACAGACAAGCCCAUCUACAAACCUGGCCAGAAGGUUCAGUUUCGAAUCGUCUCGCUGGAUUUCAGUUUUGUGCCGCACAAUCAGAUGUUUCAAACUGUAGAGCUUCAGGACCCCAACUCCAACCGCAUCGCUCAGUGGCUAAACCAAUCAACAGUGAGCGGCAUCCUGGACUUGUCCCACCCCACAACACCAGAGGCCACCCAGGGUGCCUACACCAUCACCGCCUGGACUGAGAAGGGCAAACAGAUUAAACACUCCUUUGACAUCAAGGAAUAUGUCCUUCCUAAGUACGAGGUGAAGGUCCAGCUACCCAGCGUCAUCACCAUCCUGGACACAGAGGCCACUCUCAGGGUUUGUGGAAAGUACACGUAUGGAAAGCCUGUCCUGGGCUCUGUGAAGGCCGAGGUCUGCAGGAAGAAGGGAUACAGAUACUACUGGCUAUUGGACAGGGAAAUCACCUCUGACAUAUGCAUAAAGUAUGAGAUGACUACGGACAAAAGCGGCUGUGCCACACAAGUGGUGGAUGUGACGCAGUUCAACCUGAACAUCUCCGGCUUCCAGGACAGCUUCCAUGUGCAGGCAGAGAUGGAGGAGUAUGGGACAGGGGUAGUCCUGAAGGGCAGCGGCAGCCCAACAUUCUCCAGCGCGAUCAGAAAGGUCACAUUUGAGGACGCCCCUUCGGCCUACAAGCCAGGCAUCCCCUACCAGGGCAAGAUCAAGGUGGUGGGCCCAGACUCCUCCCCUGCAGCCAACGAGCUGGUCUACCUGUUCCUGCAGACUGGUGCCCCUGUGAAUAACUGGACCCUGACCACAGACAGCAAGGGCAUGGUCCCCUUCUCUUUGGACACCUCGCUAUGGAGUGAACGUGUAUCACUACAGGCUCGCACCAGGUUUAAAGAGGACAGGCAUCCGUAUGUUAGAGACCAACGCCUUCCAGAGUACGGCUCAGCCCACCACAGUCUCACAGCCUUCUACUCCAAGAGCAAGAGCUUUGUGAGGAUCCAGCAGGCCAGCCAGACCUUGUCCUGUGAGACAGACGCCACAGUGGGCGCCACCUACAUCAUCAGUGGGGAGGAGCUUAAGGAGGGUCAGAAGACUCUGGACUUCUUCUACAUGGUAAUGUCAAGAGGCAGCGUGGUGCAUCAUGGACGCAUACCUGUGACUGUGACGGAGCAGACAGUCAAUAGAGGGGAGUUGAGUGUACCCCUUCAGAAGAUGGUAGACCUUGCACCCUUUGCCCAGGUGGUUGUGUACACAGUCAUGCCCAGCGGAGAGGCUGUGGCAGACAGCCAGGACUUCCCCAUACGGCUCUGCCUGAAGAACAAGGUUUCUCUGAGCUUCUCGUUGCCUCAGGAGCUCCCUGGGGAGAAGACGUCCCUGAGCCUGCAGGCUGCGCCUGGCUCUCUCUGCUCCAUCAGGGCCAUCGACCAGUCUGUCCUGCUGCUGGAGCCUGAAAAGGAGCUCAGUGUUAAAUCUGUGUACAAGCUGUUACCAGUCGAUAAGCUGACAGGCUACCAUCACUCCAUAGACGACCGUGAACCAUACCCCUGCCUGCCAGAGCCACGAUUGCCUUUAGUGCUACAAGUAGAAGUAGAUGAAGAACCAGCUGAUGACCCACCCAGUCGCAAGAAACGUUCCUUCCGUAGACCUAAUAUGGAGAUGAACGAUGUCUACAGUAUAUUUAAAGAUGUGGGAAUUAAGAUCCUCACCAACUCUGAUGUGAAGAGACCUUUUCGCUGUGUCAAGUACAUGUUAAUGCAUCGAAAAAAAAAACUCAGAAUGAGUUCAGUAGCUGGUAGAGAAAGACCAGAAGAAUCGCUGGAGACCGUGAGAACCUACUUCCCUGAGACCUGGAUCUGGGAUCUGGUGCCUGUUGGAGACUCUGGCUCUGUGACGCUAGAGAAGACGGUUCCUGACACCAUCACUAAGUGGGCUGCUGGGGCCUUCUGUACGUCCUCUGUGGGUCUGGGUCUGGCCCCCGACACUGCCCUCACUGCCUUCCAGCCUUUCUUCCUCAGCCUCACCCUGCCCUACUCCGUCAUCCGUGGCGAGGUGUUCAUCCUCCGGGCCACCGUCUUCAACUACCUCUCCAAGUGCAUCAUGGUGAAAGUGACUCUGCCGGAAUCUGACCAGUUUAGCGCCAAGACCUGUGAUGGCUGCCAGUACCAGGUGUGUCUGUGUGCCGACGAGAGCAGAACAUUCCGUUGGAUCAUCACCCCCACUGUCCUCGGGGAGGUGAGUGUGAAGGUGAGUGCAGAGGCUUUGAAGACGGAGGAUCUUUGUGGCAAUGAGGUUGCCACGCUGCCUGAGAAGGGCCGCAUUGACACGGUGAUCCGACCCCUGUUGGUGGAGGCAGAGGGAACCCAGCAGACAUUGAGCCACAAUGCUCUGCUCUGCCCUGCAGAGGGUCCAGUAGAGAGGGACAUCUCUCUGAAGCUGCCAGAAGUGUUUGUGGAAGGAUCACCCAAGGCCUCCAUCUCUGUCCUUGGUGACCUGAUGGGUCGAGCCAUGAAGAACCUGGACAGUCUUCUGGCCAUGCCCUAUGGAUGUGGCGAGCAGAACAUGGUUCUAUUUGCACCAAACAUCUACAUCCUGACGUACCUGCAGAGCACCAGGCAACUGACCCCUGAGGUCCAAGACAAGGCCACACACUUCCUGGAGAGUGGCUACCAAAGGGAGCUCAACUACAAGCAUGAUGAUGGCUCAUACAGCGCUUUCGGCAAGAGUGAUGAGUCUGGCAACACCUGGCUGACCUCCUUUGUGAUGAAGUCUUUCGGAGGAGCACGGCCCUUCAUAUUUGUUGACCCUGCCCACAUUGCCAAGGCAAAGUCCUGGUUGGCCGGUCUUCAGCAACCUGAUGGCUGCAUUGCUUCUGUUGGGAAACUCUUCCACAAUGGCAUGAAGGGAGGUGUGAGUGAUGACGUGUCCCUGACUGCCUACAUCACUGCUGCUCUGCUGGAGCUGGGACUCAACACCACUGACCCCAUGGUGGACCGUUGUCUGGCCUGCCUAAAGACGACAGUGGCUGCCCCACUGGAGAACCUGUACACCACAGCCCUGCUCUCCUACACCUUCUCACUGGCCGGGGACCAGGACACGCGCAGCAAACUCAUCACACACCUGCACCUGAAGGCCAAAACCACAGACGGCACUCGCCACUGGGAGAGAGCUGAGGCUUCUGGGAAGGGCCUGGACUCCAUUGAGGUGGAGAUGACGUCAUACGUGCUGCUGGCUCUGCUUUCUGGACCGCCCAUGGAGGGCUUCGGCCUGGACUACUCAUCCAGCAUUGUCCGCUGGUUGGCCCAGCAACAGAACCCUUAUGGAGGGUUCUCUUCCACACAGGAUACAGUUGUAGCGCUACAGGCCCUGGCCAGUUACGGUGCUGCCACCUACAGUCCGGAGGGUGUCAGUACAGUGGUGGUGACCUCAACUGGGGGCUCGAGGCAAGAGUUCCAGGUGGACCAGCACAACCGCCUGCUGUACCAGGAGUCUCCACUAGGGGAGGUGCCCGGGGACUACAAGAUCAGGGCUGAAGGGAAGAGCUGCGUCUUCCUCCAGAUGGCUCUGCGUUACAACAUCCCUCCUCCUCCGGACUUCUCAGCCUUCAACGUGACGACUGAGGUGUUUGGGUUGUGCAACAUCACCAAACCCUCUCUCAUUGUUACUGUGAAUGUCAGGUACAACGGUCGCCGGAAGGAGACCAACAUGGUCAUUAUCAAUGUCAAGCUUCUCUCUGGCUUCAUCCUAGACAAGAGCUCCCUCAGACCUCUGCAAAAGUCCAGCACAGUAAAGCGUGUCGAUGAGGAGGACGGACAUGUUAUCAUCUAUGUUGACGGGCUCAAGCAGCAGGAAACCCAGCCUUACAUCCUGGUCAUCCAGGAGGACCUUCCAGUUAGGAACCUCAAACCUGCUGUGGUCAAGGUCUACGACUACUACCAGACAAGUGACGUGGCGGUUAGUGACUACAGCUCUCCGUGUGCUGAGGGUGAUGACAUCAAUGAGCUCUAGAAUACCUGGAAAAUACUCUUCUUGCUGAUUGGAGCAGAUAUCAACCAUUUGCUUCCUUUUUAGAAUCAUUGAUUUCUGCGAAGCCAUCCAUGUGAUUUUUUAUGCUUUUGCGUAGUUCCUGAAAAAACCCCAACAAAUGGUGGAACUGCUAAGGCCUGCUGUAAAAGUGUCAGUGAAUCGGCUAAAGAGUUUUUAGUUUUUAACCAGCUACAAUUUUACCUUGUUUUUAGAUUUGAUUUAUAGUUUUUUUUUUUACCAGUAAUGACCCCAUCCACCUAAUCAGAACAAAGUUAAUUUCACAGUUCAUAGUCAAUUUAAACCAAUACCAUGUCAGUGUUGCUAAAAUUCCCCCUGGGGCCAACUAGUGACACUGUACUGGGAAUACAUGCUUUAUUACUGUGUUGAAGCAAGACAAGGAAACAUCUAUUAUAGAGCAUCAGUUUACUAAAUCUUAUUGUAAAAAUUCCAUAGAUUAGAGUACCAUGUGAAAUUAAGAUGAUGCCAAUGACAUCAACAGGACCUGGUCUGGGUUGCUUGACUAAGUGGCAGAGCGACAGGAGCCUGUCACAACAUGUUAUAGUGUGCAAAUCUACUGUGUGCGUGUAUUCUUUGAGUGUGUUCAGAUAUAUGAACACAGGGCAUUGAUUCAACACCCACUGAUGUGUACUGUGACCAAUACAAUUAUUCAAAGACAAAGUAAAAAACACUGCUGUUGACUUCAAUGAUUCAUAAAUA
Molecule: messenger RNA, 5082 nt
Organism: Hypomesus transpacificus
Lineage: Eukaryota; Metazoa; Chordata; Actinopteri; Osmeriformes; Osmeridae
Product: alpha-2-macroglobulin-like
Exons: 36
Coding region: 1-4347 (1448 amino acids)
Cellular component (GO): extracellular region
Molecular function (GO): endopeptidase inhibitor activity
Source: RefSeq, a predicted model, not a curated record